This is a messenger RNA of Pogona vitticeps (central bearded dragon), 2284 nucleotides long. It is a transcript of the gene DUS4L, whose product is annotated as dihydrouridine synthase 4 like. Lineage: Eukaryota; Metazoa; Chordata; Lepidosauria; Squamata; Agamidae. Gene Ontology annotation, molecular function: flavin adenine dinucleotide binding; tRNA dihydrouridine synthase activity. Gene Ontology annotation, biological process: tRNA processing. The record is from RefSeq and is a predicted model, not a curated record.
ACAGCAUCAAGACUGAAAAACUAACAAAAACUAAUAUCAGUUAUGAAGUUGGAAGGGGCCUAUAAGGCCAUAGAGUACAACCUUCUGUUCAGUGGAGGAAUACAACUACAGAUAAAAUAAGGCAAUGAGCACAGUCACUGUACCACUGUUGAAGACAGAACAAGAGGUUUCUCAACCUAUCAACAGCAGAAUUUCCAUGAAGAAUUCUAGAUUUACAGUAUUCUCCCUCUCUUGUGGGGAAAUCAGGCUCAUUAUACUUGUCCCAAAGUAACAGCUGAAAAGAGAAAAUCUUAUUUACAUUAUUUUUAUAUCAGCCUAUAACAAAAAUUAUCUGGGUAGCUUACAACAUAAAAAUUAUCACAUUACAGUACUGUCAAAGUGCAAUGAGAAUGAUAUUAAAAGCCAGUUAUCAAAACAGUUCAUCUGCCCUUGGGAACAAAAACCACAGAAUGAGAUCAACAAACAGCAGAAUAACGGCUUAGGAAAAGUAGUUGGUCUUAGUUUAGUGCCUCAACACUGCAGCAACACAAGCCACGCGUAACAGGGCAUUCCACAGUUUAGCAUGGAUGCCACCAAAAGUAUCUUCAAUCUCCUAGUUAUCCACUCCCUCACUGUCCCUCACUAGCUGGCUUCUGAGCACCAUGUUCUAAACCUGCUGCUUUCCAGAUCCAAGUCCACCCAAACUAUCAAGGCCUCUACACUGGCAAAACACGAACAAAGGCAUGACAUGUGCCUGCUCCUUUCUUCCUUCACACUUUCUCAGAACCGAAACGAGGCACCGCUGCCUGUGCCUGGCCCUGGCCCUCCUCCCAAAGAGAGUGAAAGCGGAUGAAGGCCGGCUGGGAGGAAACCACACCGCCGGCGGCGGUGCCCUCUCUCCCUCCACUCAGCAAGCGGAGCAAGUCUAAAUGCGGCGCGAAAUGAAAGGAGCCGGGAAAAAAACCAUUGAAGCAGGAACGUGGCACCGGAGCACAGAGAGGCCUUGGAGAAAACUUGAGAGGACAACUGUGCUCUGAUUUGCACCCACCCGUGGAAAAUCUUUUCAGCCCUGGGGAAGAGUGAAGAAAAAGGGGCAACGAAACAUCCAGAAACCUGGAGCAACUUCCCGUGAGAGACCCAGAAAGGGUGAUCAAGGCAAGACGGUCUCUCUCCCUCUUUUGGAUUCCGGAAUCAGCCAAUGAACCAAAGUGCUGGGAAGAUUCAGACGUGGCCUGAUAACUCACACAAUCAGUCCAGAGAAAUUAUGCAUUGUCCAAUAAGAAGUCCAGUUGACUUGUUUCAUUCUGGGUAUAUUGUAAAAAUAUGUGCUCCUAUGGUUAGAUAUUCGAAAUUACCAUUCAGAACUUUAGUCAGGAAAUACAACUGUGAUUUAUGCUACACUCCAAUGAUAGUUGCAGCUGAUUUUGUCAAAUCUGUGAAAGCGAGACACAGUGAAUUUACAACAAACAAAGGCGACCGCCCUCUGAUUGUUCAGUUCGCUGCUAAAGAAGCACAAGUCCUAGCAGAUGCUGCUUGUAUUGUCAGUCCUUUUGCAGAUGGCAUAGACCUAAACUGUGGGUGCCCACAGAGGUGGGCUAUGGCAGAAGGUUAUGGUGCUUGCUUAAUAAACAAACCCGAAGUAGUGCAAGAGAUGGUGAGACGCAUACGAAAUCAGGUGGAAAGUCCUGGGUUUUCAGUAUCUAUUAAGAUAAGAAUUCAUAAUGACCUAAAAAGAACUGUAGACCUUUGCCAAAAAGCAGAAGCAGCUGGAGUAUCCUGGAUUACCGUCCAUGGGAGAAGUGUAGAGGAAAGACACCAGCCAGUACAUUACGAUGCAAUUAAAAUAAUCAAAGAAAGUGUGACUAUACCAGUAGUAGCUAAUGGAGAUGUGAAGUUUUUAAAAGAUGUGGAGGACAUUCAUCAAAUAACAGGAACAGAUGGUAUUAUGGUUGCUAGAGGGCUCUUAGCCAAUCCAGCUAUGUUUGCAGGUUACGAAGAAACACCUCUACAGUGCAUUCAAGAUUGGGUUGAUAUUGCUGUUGCACAUGGAACUCCUUUUACAUGUUUUCAUCACCAUUUAAUGUACAUGUUGGAAAGAAUUACUUCAAAACAAGAAAAGAAAAUUUUUAAUGUUCUGUCAAGUACAACUGCUGUUUUAGACUACCUUAGGAAUAACUAUGGUGUACAGUAACUUUCUAAAUAUUGCACUUCUGUUAGAUUAUACUGUUGUUUAAAUGAUUUUAAUUUUCAGAAUUUCAUAUAUAUGACAAAGGUAUACAAGUCUAUUUUUUCUAUUCAAUGUUUU